Molecule: messenger RNA, 792 nt
Organism: Dovyalis caffra
Lineage: Eukaryota; Viridiplantae; Streptophyta; Magnoliopsida; Malpighiales; Salicaceae
Source: the annotation of a GenBank genome assembly
AUGGGUCAAAUUGAUUACCAAGAAUGGGCUGCCAACAAGAAUUUUCACGUUGGUUAUACUCUCGUUUUCAAUUACAACGAUCAAUUCCAUAACGUGAAGCAAGUUACACAUCAAGGUUACGAAUCAUGCAAUGCUACGUCCCCAGCAGCUACUUACACCAACGGCUCCGAUACAGUCACUCUUGAAAAACUUGGCCACUUUUACUUCAUAUGUGGUUACCCUGGUCAUUGCCUUUCAGGACAAAAGAUUGAUAUCUUAGUUGCUUCAGCAGCUUCAAAUCUGAGUCCUGCUCCAUCACCUAAGAGCUCAGAACGUAGCAGUGCUUCACAUCUUUAUUUAAUUUCCAUGGCUGCUGUUUACCAAGUAGGUGAAUCUGCAGGGUGGACAAGCAUGGGUCAAAUCGAUUACCAAGAAUGGGCUGCCAACAAGAAUUUUCACGUUGGGGAUACUCUCGUUUUCAAUUACAACAACCAAUUUCACAAUUUGAAGCAAGUUACACACGAACGUUACGAGUCAUGCAAUGCAACGUCCCCAAUAGCUACUUACAGCAACGGCUCUGAUACAGUCGCUCUUGAAAAACUUGGCCACUUAUGCUUCGUAUGUGGUUACCCUGGUCACUGCCUUGCAGGACAAAAGAUCGAUGUCUUAGUUGCUCCAGCAGCUUCAAAUUUGAGUCCUGCACCACCACCUCAAAGCUCAGAACCUAGCAGUGCUUCAUAUCUUUAUUUAACUAAUCUGUCGUGGACUUUGAGUGUACUACUAGCCUUCUGUCUCUCAGGAUUUGCUUAUUAG